Messenger RNA from Nomascus leucogenys (northern white-cheeked gibbon), 1505 nucleotides. RefSeq names its product Rab geranylgeranyltransferase subunit beta (gene RABGGTB). NCBI's taxonomy places the organism in Eukaryota, Metazoa, Chordata, Mammalia, Primates, Hylobatidae. The record is from RefSeq and is a predicted model, not a curated record. Gene Ontology annotation, cellular component: Rab-protein geranylgeranyltransferase complex. Gene Ontology annotation, biological process: protein geranylgeranylation. Gene Ontology annotation, molecular function: Rab geranylgeranyltransferase activity.
AGGCGCAUCUGCGCAGGCGCCCGGCUCCUAAGUCUACCCAGUAGCUGACCCUGCUCUCUCUUUUCCCCGUUAGACAUGGGCACUCCACAGAAGGAUGUUAUUAUCAAGUCAGAUGCACCAGACACUCUGUUAUUGGAGAAACAUGCAGAUUAUAUUGCAUCCUAUGGCUCAAAGAAAGAUGAUUAUGAAUACUGUAUGUCUGAGUAUUUGAGAAUGAGUGGCAUCUAUUGGGGUCUGACAGUAAUGGAUCUCAUGGGACAACUUCAUCGUAUGAAUAGAGAAGAGAUUCUGGCAUUUAUUAAGUCUUGCCAACAUGAAUGCGGUGGAAUAAGUGCUAGUAUUGGACAUGAUCCUCAUCUUUUAUACACUCUUAGUGCUGUCCAGAUUCUUACGCUGUAUGACAGUAUUAAUGUUAUCGACGUAAAUAAAGUUGUGGAAUAUGUUAAAGGUCUACAGAAAGAAGAUGGUUCUUUUGCUGGAGAUAUUUGGGGAGAAAUUGACACAAGAUUCUCUUUUUGUGCCGUGGCAACUUUGGCUUUGUUGGGGAAGCUUGAUGCUAUUAAUGUGGAAAAGGCAAUCGAAUUUGUUUUAUCCUGUAUGAACUUUGACGGUGGAUUUGGUUGCAGACCAGGUUCUGAAUCCCAUGCCGGGCAGAUCUAUUGUUGCACAGGAUUUCUGGCUAUUACAAGUCAGUUGCAUCAAGUAAAUUCUGAUUUACUUGGCUGGUGGCUUUGUGAGCGACAGUUACCCUCAGGCGGGCUCAAUGGAAGGCCGGAGAAGUUACCAGAUGUAUGCUAUUCAUGGUGGGUCCUGGCUUCCCUAAAGAUAAUUGGAAGACUUCACUGGAUUGAUAGAGAGAAACUGCGUAAUUUCAUCUUAGCAUGUCAAGAUGAAGAAACGGGGGGAUUUGCAGACAGGCCAGGAGAUAUGGUGGAUCCUUUUCAUACCUUAUUUGGAAUUGCUGGAUUGUCACUUUUGGGAGAAGAACAGAUUAAACCUGUUAAUCCUGUCUUUUGCAUGCCUGAAGAAGUGCUUCAGAGAGUGAACGUUCAGCCUGAGCUAGUGAGCUAGAUUCACUGAAGUGAAAGUUGCAUAGUAUAGUUUUGCCAUUUUAACAUUUCUGUAUUUGAAGUGCUUAUCGAAUCUAAAAAUGACUACUGUUAAUAUUUUGUAUAUUGUGUUAAAUUAAUUUUAAUAAAUUAUAUAAUUAUACAUAUUGUAAAAUAAAGACCGGUAUUUUAUUUUCUGCUUUUUAUUCUGAAGUCCUGUUAUUCUGACUACAGUUCUUUGUGUAUAUUUCUGUGUCUGUUAUGUUCAAUAACUGAGCUAACGUAAAAGAACUCUAGGUUUCUACUUGAUUUUUUCCCCCAUGUAUAUCUUUCAUGUGUUCUAUAGCAAGUUGAUGUAAAAUGGUUUGUCAACAAGAAUGUUAACUGAUGGAAGUGGAUAGAACUCAUACAUGAAUUAAAUGAUGCACAAAAUAAAUGGCUGUUGAAAUUUGGAAA